This is a messenger RNA of Trichophyton rubrum CBS 118892, 1449 nucleotides long. RefSeq lists its product as uncharacterized. The coding region runs from base 1 to 1449 and encodes 482 amino acids. The transcript has 10 exons. The record is from RefSeq and is a predicted model, not a curated record. Lineage: Eukaryota; Fungi; Ascomycota; Eurotiomycetes; Onygenales; Arthrodermataceae.
AUGCGUUUGAUUAACCUUUUAUUCCUCGCAACGGGGAUUUCGAUUGCUGCUGCUCACCCUGAGGAUAAAAGCCAUAACCAUUGUGAGAAGUGGUGCGUAGCCAGUUUUGGUCCUCUCAGCGUUGGCUGUAUUGCACUUGCCUCCAAGGGUAAAGGGCCUUGCUACGAAUGUGGCCCUGCGGCGACACAGCCUCUUUCCAAGUUGCUGUGCAACAAGAAUUGCGUUCUAAUUGGUAACCAGCACUGUGGUGGCUGUGGAAUCACGUGUGGAAAUGGGAAAUCGUGUCUGGGUGGACGCUGUGUUUGUCCAGCUGGAUCAGCCAUUUGCUCAGGUACAUGCAAGAACUUGAGAAGUGACAACGAAAACUGUGGUGCUUGUGGAACAGCGUGCGGUAAGGGAAAAAUUUGCUUUGGUGGGAAAUGCAUAUGUCCUCCCGGGCAGAUCGACUGUUCCGGAUCGUGCAAAAUUCUGUGGAACGACGAAAACAACUGUGGUGCCUGUGGUGCUUCGUGCGGCAGCGGGAAGGCUUGUCAUGGAGGCAGAUGUGUUUGCCCCGGGGGGUCUACUAGUUGCUCCGGAACUUGCAAAAAUCUCAGGAAGGAUAGUGAAAACUGUGGUGGCUGUGGCAAGGCGUGCAGUAAUGGCAAUAUCUGCGAUGACGGCCGUUGUGUGUGCCCAGCUGGGUCUGUCAAUUGCUCUGGCGCCUGCAAAAACCUGAAGAGUGAUAAUCUUAACUGUGGUGCCUGUGGAAAAGCAUGUGGCAAUGGCCAAACAUGUGUGGACGGGGUGUGCGCUUGUCCUUCUGGAUCAACCGGUUGUUCUGGGAACUGCAAGAAUUUGCAGACUGAUAUUGCUAACUGUGGAACGUGUGGGAAAGCGUGUGCCCCCGGACAAACUUGCCAAAAUGGCCAGUGUGAAUGCCCACCUGGCUCGACUCUUUGCUCUGGGACUUGCAAAAAUUUACUGAAUGAUAAUAAUAACUGUGGCACUUGUGGAGCUGUGUGUGGAGACGGGCGAACCUGCCAAAACGGAAAAUGUGAAUGCCCACCCGGUACAACCCUUUGUGCCGGGGCAUGUAGAAGUUUACAAAUUGAUAACUCCCACUGUGGUGCUUGUGGAAUAAUUUGUCCUAGCCCGAAGAUAUGCCAGGAUGGACAAUGUGUAUGUCCUCAAGGAACUACAUUCUGCUCUGGGACAUGCACGAAUACCCAGACUGAUCCUUUUAACUGUGGUAGAUGUGGACUGUCGGUAGGUGGUGUCCUCCACUAUAUCACACUCUUUUGCGGUGCUAACAGGGUUGAUUUUAAGUGCGGUGGUGGCCAUCCCUGCCAGGGCGGCCAAUGUGUAUGUACACCAUCUGGUGGUCAAUGUGAUUUGGGCAAUCCUGGUGCAUGCUGCAGCCAAACAUGCACAAAUUUCCAUCCUCCAGCGCCUCCCGUCUGCCUUUAG